CUCCACCCUUCGGCCUCGUUGAAUUUCAUUGCUCACAACGUGCCAAAUUUUAAGAAACGAAGACCUGUUCAAGAGAUACUACAAAUCAUUCGCUCUUCCUAAUGUUCCGCAAGAAAUCAUAGUGAUCGCAUAAUCUAGAGCAGCCAACGCUCAAGUCGCCCGAGAGAGGUGCUUACGACGAUGGCAGCUCAUUUGCAACCCAACAACGAGCAGAUUGAAAACGUGGUCAACUUGACAGGUGUAUCUCGUGAAGAGGCGAUACAAAGACUCAAGGGCAACAACAAUAAUGUCGAGCAAGCUAUUGGCGAGUUCUUCGAUUCUGAUGGCAGCUCCAACAAAUAUCGAUGGGAUGAGGCCGCAUUCAAUAACGAUCAAGAUGGCAUACCGAGCAAUCAUGGCAUAGCAUUCGAUAUCCACGCCCCAGAUGAUCCAGGACCGUACGGACCACGCUUCGAUGGCGCUGGAGCUCCUUCCCGACCUCCUUCUCGGACGAGCAACAAUAAAUCUCCUCUUAGUAAGAUCAUAGACUUAACAGUGGAACAUGCAGCUGCUGAUCCUAGCAUGUCCAUAGGUUUUGACCACGAUUCAGAAUUACAACAAGCACUCGCAGCUUCAAGGGCUGAAGCUGGUAUGUCACCGCAGGAGACUGGAGUCACAGGCACAGAUCAAGUUUAUUUCGGUCCAGCAACUCGCCCGCAGAAUGAAUACGAUUCAGGACAAUGGGGUCUGGUUCCGUUGGGGAAGUCUGCAAUUCAAGACGAAUUUUUGGAUCCGGAACCAGCUCAACGAGUACGAGCAGCGGAUGCUCCAGCCUUCCUCAAACCGAGCAAGAAUCACCGUCUUGGGGCCCUCAUUACGAUAUACCACGAGAUUCCAGUCACACGGAAUUUGUUUAUGAAUGCACAGGACACUGAUAUUCACUUCGGGUAUGACAAAGAGUGGUGGACUGGCAAACAGAUUGAGCUCCCGAACUUGUCUCCAGAAGACGAGCAGACGCACUUCACUGUGGACAGAGAGUUUCAGCGUCUGAUGGCUUUCCUUGACAAGACCGAACGAAGUUAUGGUUCUGUGGAAGCUUUGGCCAAUCAUCCAGAGGUAGUGAGAGCCCAUCGCAGGAAGAGCGACCAGAGUAUAGAAGCUGCCGUCCUGGAUUCGUGGCGCCGCAAAUUCGACCCCAACAAGUUGGCACUGACUCGACAAAUCUUCAGUACAGGCGUGGACUCCGAGCGAGAGGAGAAUGCACAAGAUUUUGCAAUUUUGGAGCUUAUUCUUCCUAUGACAGGUUCCAUGCAAGAAACAUUCUAUGACAUGGCUGACGAGAUCUUGUGGCCAAAUUUUGGACCGACGGAUAUCUCGGACAGUCCUUACUUGUCCCGUAUUGCAGAGGUCAUAGCUUUCCAAGUUGAGGGAUCAGAUGACCGCAAGCGUGUGGAAAUCCCCCUAGUGUGGUAUCCAGAUCGCUAUCUGAAGCCUGCAAGACAAGCAGCACUGGAUAUGCGACUACAUAAGCGUGAAGUGCAGGAAGAACUUGAGCGAAUAGACAAGCUGGAAGACCAAUUAACUCAUAUACCUUUGCGAACAGGGAAAAUUGUCAAGGUACAAGAUCUCUUGAACGCUUCCCUGAAGCAUGACAAUUACGAGGUCAAGAGAGAUGUCUCGGAGCUCGACGAUGAUAUGCUAUCUGAGAGACGUCCAAGUCCGGCGGCUACGAAACUCUCUUCGGAGCUCAGGAAAUUGGUCGCAAGCAUCGAUAAGAAAUUAAUAGCCCUUAACGAGGAGAAAGAGAAGGCUCGACAAACCUUCCGUGAAUUGUCCAAGCUCUACACUGAGCCAACAUCGGAACCAGAUAGCCCGAAGCUUCACAAAUAUACACUGCGUGGCGUAAGCACCAGCAUGAAUACGAUGUUCAUCUGUCGCCGAGCGGAACCAGAUCUGAUCGAUAUGGAUGUUGAUGGUGACGAACCAUCGGGUCCAAAGGACCAAUGGUGGAUGAUCAACUAUGCAAAUGAAGGAUAUAAUCCUGUGACUGUUGAAAAAACGACCACGGAAAGGGUCUUGGAAGAGGCAAGAUACGAGACCUCAAACACGUUGCUGGUAUAUGCUAGCGAAAAGGCAAUGAACCAUCCGAUACAAGCUCUACCUAAAGCUCUUGAAUCUUUCGUCAAAUGGGAAAAUACCAACUUCAAGUCCGAAUUUAGGACCGUUGAGGAUAUCCAGACGGACACACAGACUAUCAUAGAUGAUUCUCAACCGGUUGGCCUAUCCUCUCCCGGCAAAAGGAAAUUCCAUGAGAGCUCAUUGUAUAACCAGGACUAUGGUGUGAAAAUCUCCGAACGAGAAGUUCGAACCUCCGACGGAUCCCCUGAUUGGGACGCAGGCCCAUCCAAUGAUAGCUUUGCGCCAAAUGGAAAACAAGAGGUAAUUAUGGGAAUCGAUCCGUCUUUACUCACAAAGGACCACAAUGACCACGAGGCGGGACAAGAAAUGCAGGAGCGUAGCAGCAUGCCAAUGCUAUCUGGUCGCCCACUAACCAAGGAGAAGGCGAGUACCAUCGAUAGCAUGGAUCUCGAUCAAGUUGUGGAGGACAUGAAUGUCAAGGAAGAGAGUGCCGCGGUCAAGCACGUUGGAUUUGUUGAAUGAAUGGAGAGAACUAAGUAAUGUGUAUGCUUAAAUGACUUGAAUACCCAUCGACGAUGCAUUAAUGGAUGCUUAAUACUUAUUAAAUACUCGAGUGAAUG
Molecule: messenger RNA, 2738 nt
Organism: Mollisia scopiformis
Lineage: Eukaryota; Fungi; Ascomycota; Leotiomycetes; Helotiales; Mollisiaceae
Exons: 8
Coding region: 181-2640 (819 amino acids)
Biological process (GO): protein deubiquitination
Cellular component (GO): cytosol; nucleus
Molecular function (GO): protein binding
Source: RefSeq, a predicted model, not a curated record